GUGGACGGCGAGUCCUCAACGUCAGCUUAAAAGUUGCGAGGUCUCCAUACUUCUUUGACGUUAGGCUUCGGUCGCAGUAAAACACACCCAUUGGAAGCUCAAACAACAUGACCAGCAGUCCCUUAACACUUAAUAGUUACUGUUCAGACGAGCGAACGACAAGGUUUACGUGAAAUCGGUCUAACUACUAGUGUUUUUGAAGUUUUUAGAGAAAGUGCUCACCGGUUCGGCAGUCGCCAUUUUACAAAUCUGUGUUGGGAAAGUUACAGUUGAUUGGAGCAGACGGAGCAGCGUGACCGAUCGCUGCAGACAUGCGCGUUGUGCGGCAUCUGGCUGGCUGCCUCGACACUAGGAGUCCAGGACUCCACCCCUCUAACAGACAGACCGAGGCAUGGCGAGCAUAGAAGAGAGAAGAGAGUGCGAGACGGAAUGCUGCAGCAAAGACGCCAAACUUCAGUGUCCCACGUGUAUCAAACUUGGCAUUCAAGGCUCCUAUUUCUGUUCCCAGGAAUGUUUCAAAGGGAGCUGGGCAUCUCACAAGUUGCUGCACAAAAAAGCAAAGGAGGACAAGCACCAGAAUGAAUGUAAGAACUGUGUGGAGAAAGACGUCAACACAGAUCCAUGGCCUGGCUACCGGUACACAGGGAAACUUCGCCCUUACUAUCCAUUGACACCUUUGCGGCCUGUACCCAGUGAAAUCCAAAGACCUGACUAUGCUGACCAUCCUAGAGGGAUGUCUGAAUCUGAGCAGUUUCUGAAGGGAUCAUCACAGAUCAAGAUCCUCCCUCCUGAGGACAUUGAAGCCAUGAGAGUGGUCUGCAAGCUGGCACGAGAAGUUCUGGAUAUCGCGGCUUUAAUGGUGAAACCCGGCGUUACAACAGAAGAAAUUGACCAUGCAGUACAUCUGGCUUGUAAUUCAAGGAACUGCUACCCUUCUCCUCUCAACUAUUAUAAUUUCCCCAAAUCCUGCUGCACAUCCGUCAACGAAGUUAUCUGCCAUGGAAUCCCAGACAGAAGACCGCUACAAGAUGGUGAUAUUCUUAAUGUGGACAUUACUGUCUACCACAAUGGUUUCCAUGGUGACCUCAAUGAGACCUUUUAUGUUGGAGAUGUGGAUGAAGGAGGAAAGAAACUAGUUCAGACUACAUAUGAAUGCCUUAUGCAAGCUAUUGACUCUGUGAAGCCUGGCAUCCGGUACAGAGAGCUUGGUAACAUAAUCCAGAAGCAUGCUCAGGCUAAUGGCUUCUCUGUGGUGCGGAGCUACUGCGGCCAUGGCAUCCACAGGCUUUUCCACACCGCUCCAAAUGUGCCGCAUUAUGCCAAAAACAAAGCCGUUGGUGUUAUGAAGCCAGGUCAUGUGUUUACCAUUGAACCCAUGAUAUGUGAAGGUGGCUGGCAAGAUGAGACCUGGCCCGACGGUUGGACAGCAGUCACUAGGGACGGGAAGCGCUCUGCCCAGUUUGAACACACACUUCUGGUCACGGAAACAGGCUGCGAGAUCCUUACCCGCCGCCUUGAAGACAAUGGUCAGGCUCAUUUUCUGAGCCAAGUGUAGACCGGACUGGUACGCACGCACUGAGGACUGGACUAAGCGGACGUGGUGACAUCCAGCAUUCUGGGUUUCAUGUACGCGUUCACACAUGUUCAAACAAAAGAAUACUGUUUCUGGAGUUUACAUUUACUGUGGCUCUCGUUUCUUUCAAUUAAAUAUCAGCCCUCAAAUUAAA
Messenger RNA from Corythoichthys intestinalis (scribbled pipefish), 1727 nucleotides. RefSeq names its product methionyl aminopeptidase 1 (gene metap1). Gene Ontology annotation, biological process: proteolysis. Gene Ontology annotation, molecular function: metalloaminopeptidase activity. The coding region runs from base 392 to 1555 and encodes 387 amino acids. The record is from RefSeq and is a predicted model, not a curated record. The transcript has 11 exons. Gene Ontology annotation, cellular component: cytosol. Lineage: Eukaryota; Metazoa; Chordata; Actinopteri; Syngnathiformes; Syngnathidae.